Molecule: messenger RNA, 3729 nt
Organism: Carassius gibelio (silver crucian carp)
Lineage: Eukaryota; Metazoa; Chordata; Actinopteri; Cypriniformes; Cyprinidae
Product: voltage-dependent calcium channel gamma-4 subunit-like
Exons: 6
Coding region: 1167-2435 (422 amino acids)
Biological process (GO): transmission of nerve impulse; calcium ion transport; neurotransmitter receptor transport, postsynaptic endosome to lysosome
Cellular component (GO): postsynaptic density membrane; AMPA glutamate receptor complex
Molecular function (GO): channel regulator activity; voltage-gated calcium channel activity
Source: RefSeq, a predicted model, not a curated record
UUUCUGUCACCGAGGUACAUUAUUUUUUUCUUUAGUUUAUUUAUUUUUUUCAUAUUAAAAGUGUGAGAUGUUUCCAUUAGGAUCUUGGCAGAGAUCAAAAGUUUUGUGAGCAAAAACUGCAUGCACUUUAAUUAUAUUACAGAAUAAAUUAAAAUAGUUCUAUAAAAGGUUUGUGUUUAUAGUGACAGCUAUGAUCUUCUUCCUCUUUUUAAUCUUAUUCUUCAGUUCAGUACAUGCAUAAUACAUGUGUAAGAAAUGUCUUGUUCUUUCUCUAUACACACACAAAUAAAUAAAUGUAUGUAGAUGUGAGAACAUUUCAUUUGUAUAGUUCUAGAGGACUUUUCAUGUGUUUAUCUCAUGGCAUUUAUCCAGCUAUGGUGUUUGUUAACAUUUGGUUUCCAGUUUCUGAGGAUGAGCAUGAGUGACAAGACUCUGAACGUACAUAACAGAACUCUUAGUAACCGUCUAUUAGAGUCUGAGCUCGUCAUGGGGGGACAGAUCAACUGUCCUCGCUGUGCAUGUCAUUACUGCAUCACCAUACGGCCAGAAAAGAGCGCUGAUCGAAGCCAAACGCCAGGUGCGCUCUGAACAUCCAUGACAGUCGAGGGUUUGGCAAAUCACUAGGUAUGUUAUGAUGAAUAACACACACACACACACACACACACACACUAGCAUCACCUCGCUCAGUAACAUCACACACACCAUCCUGUUCUGUUCCCGACUUCAGAAUGCGCUGUUGCCAUGACUACGGAAUGGCGCACACUCUGUCUUGCUUUCACUCUAUUCUCUUUUGCUUUUUUUUCUGCACGCGGAUGUAUGGGCGACGUAACCAUCUAGAUCCACCGCUCGCCUGGAUCAAAUACAUCUCUGUUCUCAUCGUUUGUUUCUCCUCAGGAGGAGAAGCAGUAGGAUUUCUGCCAUGAAAUCUCUCUAAGAGGAGAAAAGCAGCGAAACCUAGAAAAUCUACACCCACCCACGGACAGGAGACAGGGGUAGAGAGAAAGAAAGAGAGAGAGAGAGAGAGAGAGAGAGAGAGUGUGUGUGUGUGAGUGGAGGGGAGUGUGAAAGAGUGGGGGGAGAAAGAGCGAGGGAUAACAGUCGAUGGAUGCUGCUUGGACGCUCUGGUCGGUACAAUCUUCAGUGACAAGGACCAGAGAGCUGCAGGGAUGGAUGGGAAGGGAAGACACAUUCCUCCAGCCAUGGUGUGGUGCGAGCGGGGAAUUCAGGUGCUUCUCACCACUGUGGGAGCAUUCGCAGCCUUCGCCUUGAUGACCGUGGCCAUUGGCACGGACUACUGGCUGUACGCUCGGGCCUUUAUCUGCAACAGCACUGCCAACUCCUCUCAGGAUGACCCCCACAACAAGGACAAGAAGGAUCCUGGAGCCCUCACCCACUCCGGCCUCUGGAGAAUUUGCUGCCUGGAAGGAUUGAAGAGAGGAGUAUGUUCCCAGAUUAAUCAUUUCCCAGAUGAUGCUGAUUAUGAUCAGGAUGCUGCAGAGUACCUUUUACGUGUAGUCAGGGCCUCCAGUAUAUUUCCUAUCCUCAGUGCCAUAUUAUUGCUGCUAGGUGGAGUGUGUGUGGCUUCUAGUCGGUUCUACAAAACCAAAAGACACAUCAUUUUGGGAGCAGGCAUUUUGUUUGUAGUGGCAGGCCUGAGCAACAUCAUAGGUGUCAUUGUAUACAUCUCGGCGGCUCUCAGCGACAUCUCUCCCAAAAAGGACGAGGACAAGAAGUGGCAUUACUCCUACGGCUGGUCCUUCUACUUCGGCGGCUUGUCGUUCAUCCUGGCGGAAGUGGUGGGCGUGCUGGCCGUCAACAUCUACAUCGAGCGCAACAAAGAACUGCGCUGCCGCUCACGCACCGACCUCUUCCGCAGCACGACCUCGGCUGUGUUACGCCUGCCGGGAUACCGCUUCCGCCGGCGCUCCUCUCGCUCCAGCUCGCGCUCCACAGCGGAGCCGACCCGCUCCCGUGAGCAGUCCCCCACCUCCGCCAUCGCACCCAAGAACUUCGGCCCGCCACUGGCCGCCGGCCCACCGCCCUUUUCUGUAGCCACGCUUCCCAAUCCGCACACACACUCUGGAGGAGGCAUGGGGGAUAUAUCCAUGUACACACUUGGCAGGGAAGGUAAGCCGCCCAUGUACGGUACAGUCGACCGGGCCACGCUCUACCAGCUGCACAAUUACUUUCCGAAAGAGGGCGGCGGCGGAGCGCUCAUGACGGGAACGCUGCCCUCUCUCUCUAAGUCGAACCUAGCUGCAUCGACCAAUGCCACCCUCAACACCUCGUCUUCCUCCGGCCCCCAGCAGGCGCCGAUGUCCGCCGGCUCCUCCGCCACCAUGGAGAGGGAUCGAGGGAUGGGAACCUUGGAUCGGCUUGGCAAAGGAGACAGUUCAAACACUAACACUCUCAACAGGAGAACAACACCUGUGUAACGAAAGACUGGAGGGGGAGGGAAGAGUGAUGGGGAAAAGAAGCGAUUACAUGAACUGGAAGUAAAAAGGGAAACGGGGAACGGGAGAGGGGAAAACGAGCAAGAAAGGGCUGAGAAAGAAAGCAAGGUCCGCUUGCAAGACGACAAAGAAGUGAAUAAGAAGGCAAUACAUUCUCUUUAUUUCUGAACAUGGUGACUUGAGUAACAGAAUUCCAUCCGCACUACUUAUUGAUUCAUGUUGAAAUACUCGAUGUGUGUGAUGGUGAUCUUUCAGUUCUUCGAGCUCUUUCAUUUCCCGUGCUUUAUCAUCAGGUUAUGCCUGUAACUUAUUUAGCAUUCCAAUAUAGUUGAUGUUUUUAUUUUAUUAUUAUGCUAAUUGUUGUUGCUGGGUUAACUUAUACAUUCUACAUUUUCUUUCAAGGUAUUUCGUUUUUGCACAAUUAUCCAUUUUAAUUUAUUUCCUCUCGAUUGAUGAACUCAAACUGUGAUUUUUUUUCUUGCACCUGUUGACACUAUAUUUCACGAUGUCAUUCAGUGUCAGGCACGUGUUAGUUCUGCGAGAGUGCGACGACUAUUAUUAUGAUGAUGACAUUUUUUAGUUUUUACAAAGAUUGUUAAUAUUUAGACCUGUGGAAUUUUUCAUUGUAACCGUAAGUGUACAAGUAGUUAAGUCUUCAUAUAAAUAUAUUUUAUUUAUUUAUCAAAAAAAGAUAAUAAUUAUAAUGGACUACUUUUGAGACUGAAAGUCAAAAAGAGAAAAAGAAAGAGGCAGAAUACAGAAGUGAAAGGCAUUCAUUCCAGGGGAGCAAUACGUAUACCUAAAAAACCUCACCAGAAAAGACAAAAAAAUCUAUUAAAUAUAUAGUAUAUUAUGAACAUAACUAUAUAUAUACAUAUAUAUAUAAUUGUGUGUGCGUGUGUGUGGAAAAACUUUUUUGGUAAAAUAAAAUAUAUUCUAUGAAUGUGUAAAACUGAGAUCUAUGUGCAUACUGUUAGCAGUUUUGACUGCAGUAUAUUAUUUUCAUGUUUAUUUGUAACUUUGUAUGCAUGAUUCAUAUCUAAUAUAUGAUAUAUUCAUAAUGCUCUGUUUUUUGGCUUUGUGUGUAUUGCGUUUAUGUGCUCACAUGGAUUGAUUUGGCAUGACAGAUGAGGGUCAAAAGAAAGGUCAUCAUCAAGACCCAGAAGACUAGAAAGGGAUUUGAUACACCACACUUUAUACUCAUAUUUUUACAUAAAAAACAUGCAUUUAUCCUCGAAUUAAGUUUUAGUUUAAAAAAUUUUACCACAGUACAACU